GAACAACGCUGGUUGAUAAACGUGAAAGGAGAACAUAACCCUGGUGGAUGCUGCAAAGCCGUUCGCUGUACAAAAAUCCCAAGCCAGUUCAGAUGUUGCUGUUUCAUCCUUUCGCAGGUCUAUGGAAAUGCAGGAUUUAGCCAGCCCGCAUAGCCGUCUGAGUGCUGGCAGUGAGUCUCCUAAUGGUCCAAAACUUGAUAAUUCUCACCUAAAUAAUAAUUCCAUGACACCCAAUGGCACAGAAGGUGACAUGACUCUGCUCAGCACUGCAGACUGGUUGUUAAAUGCUAAUACACAGACCACUGCAGGUUUGUCACUCCAUUGUCCUGUUAAAACAGAGCCAAUGAGCAGCAGUGAAAUUGCUACUACAACAGCAGACGGGUCUUUAGAGAGUUUCUCAGGAUCAGGAGUUGGAAGCAGUGGCUUCAGCCCAAGACAAACUCACCCAUUUUCCCCACCUCAGAUAUACCCUUCCAAACCAUACCCACAUAUUCUCCCUACUCCUUCUUCGCAAACCAUGGCUGCAUAUGGGCAGACACAGUUUACCACCGGAAUGCAACAAGCUACUGCUUAUUCAACGUACCCCCAGCCUGGUCAGCACUAUGGAAUCCCAUCAUAUGCUUUGCUAUCACUAACUGAUUUAGGUGCAUUGUGGGCAGGCAUCAAGACAGAAGGUGGAUUGUCACAAACACAGUCACCUGGUCAGACAGGCUUUCUGAGCUACAGUGCAAGCUUUAGCACUCCCCAGCCAGGACAGGCUCCAUACAGUUACCAGAUGCAAGGAAGCAGUUUCACAACAUCAUCUGGAAUAUAUGCUGGAAAUAAUUCACUUACAAAUUCUACUGGAUUCAAUGGUUCGCAGCAGGAAUAUCCAUCUUAUCCCAGCUUUGGCCAGAGUCAGUAUGCACAGUAUUAUAAUAGUUCUCCAUAUCCCUCACAUUAUAUGACGAGCAGCAACACCAGUCCAACAACUCCUUCCUCCAAUGCAACUUACCAACUUCAAGAACCACCAACUGGCAUCACAAAUCAAGCUAUUACAGAUCCUACAGCAGCAGAGUACAGUACAAUUUCUACAACACCUAUUAAAGAUUCAGAGGCAGAUAGGUUGCGUCGCAGCUCAGAUGGCAAAUCGCGUGGCCGAGGCAGAAGGAAUAACAAUCCUUCACCACCACCUGACUCUGACCUAGAGAGAGUAUUCAUUUGGGAUUUGGAUGAGACAAUCAUCAUUUUCCAUUCGCUUCUCACAGGAUCGUAUGCUAACAGAUAUGGGAGAGACCCCCCUACUUCUGUUUCACUGGGACUAAGGAUGGAGGAGAUGAUUUUCAACUUGGCAGACACACAUCUAUUCUUUAAUGAUUUAGAAGAAUGUGACCAAGUUCAUAUUGAUGAUGUUUCAUCAGAUGAUAAUGGCCAGGAUUUAAGCACCUAUAACUUCGGGACAGAUGGGUUCCCUGCAGCAGCUACCAGUGCUAACCUAUGCUUAGCAACGGGGGUGCGUGGAGGAGUGGACUGGAUGAGAAAGCUAGCUUUCCGAUACAGACGGGUAAAAGAAAUCUAUAACACCUACAAAAAUAAUGUUGGAGGUCUUCUGGGCCCAGCAAAGAGAGAAGCCUGGUUGCAGCUUAGAGCAGAAAUUGAAGCCCUUACAGAUUCGUGGUUAACACUUGCACUGAAAGCACUCACAUUAAUUCAUUCUAGGACAAAUUGUGUCAAUAUUUUAGUAACAACUACUCAGCUUAUCCCAGCUCUUGCCAAAGUCUUGCUAUAUGGUUUGGGUGUGGUAUUUCCAAUAGAAAAUAUUUACAGUGCAACAAAAAUAGGAAAAGAAAGCUGUUUUGAGCGCAUAAUUCAAAGAUUUGGAAGAAAAGUAGUUUAUGUUGUCAUAGGAGAUGGUGUGGAAGAAGAGCAAGGAGCAAAGAAGCAUGCCAUGCCAUUCUGGAGGAUCUCAAGCCACUCUGACCUUAUGGCGCUUCAUCAUGCCUUGGAACUGGAGUACUUAUAGUAGCACUUUGUAACCUCAGAACCUCCCUCACAUCCGUGGACGGUGUUCCUGAGUCUUGUUUCAGCACUGGCCUAUAGAAUUUUGUGAUUUCAUCAUGUUGAUGUACAGCUGCAACUGGUCUUAACCUUUGCCCUUUCAGUAAAUGGAGGAGCACAUCUUUUUCUUCAGAAACAGCUGUUCAUUCUAGUACUGUGAAUCCAAUGAGAACAAGCCAUGAUGAGAAUGUUUUAGCAAUGUCUUCUUACCACAUUCACUACAUUUAAACGUUCAUACCUGUGAAGAGACCGGGAAGUGCUUUGUGAUUUCUAGAAUCUCCAAUGUGGUAUGAACACAUCUUAAAUACAGCAAACCUGAUUGCACAACUAAGACUGAACUUUAAAAAAAAACAUG
Molecule: messenger RNA, 2392 nt
Organism: Python bivittatus (Burmese python)
Lineage: Eukaryota; Metazoa; Chordata; Lepidosauria; Squamata; Pythonidae
Source: RefSeq, a predicted model, not a curated record